AUGUCCGGCGAGACAUUCGAGUUCCAGGCGGAGAUUUCGCAGCUCCUGUCCCUGAUCAUCAACACCGUCUACAGCAACAAGGAGAUUUUCCUGCGAGAAUUGAUCUCCAACGCAUCUGACGCCCUUGACAAGAUCCGCUAUGAAGCCCUCUCAGAUCCCAGCAAGCUCGACAGCGGCAAGGAUCUCCGCAUCGACAUCGUGCCCGACAAGGAUGGCAAGACACUCACCAUCACCGACACAGGCAUUGGCAUGACCAAGGCUGACCUCGUCAACAACCUCGGCACAAUCGCCCGCUCAGGCACAAAACAGUUCAUGGAGGCUCUCACCGCUGGUGCUGACAUCUCCAUGAUCGGUCAGUUCGGUGUCGGUUUCUACUCCGCCUACCUGGUCGCCGACCGCGUGACCGUCAUCUCAAAGCACAACGAUGACGAGCAGUACAUUUGGGAGUCCGCCGCUGGUGGUACCUUCUCCAUCAAGCAGGACACCGAGGGCGAGCAGCUCGGCCGCGGUACCAAGAUCAUCAUGCACCUCAAGGAGGAGCAGACCGACUACAUGAACGAGAGCAAGAUUAAGGAGGUCGUCAAGAAGCACAGCGAGUUCAUCUCGUACCCCAUCUACCUUCACGUACUGAAGGAGACCGAGAAGGAGGUGCCUGAUGACGAUGCCGAAGAGACCACCGAGGAGGGCGACGAGAAGAAGCCCAAGGUUGAGGAGGUUGAUGACGAGGAGGAGGAGAAGAAGGAGAAGAAGACCAAGAAGGUCAAGGAGAGCAAGAUCGAGGAGGAGGAGCUCAACAAGACCAAGCCCAUCUGGACCCGCAACCCAUCCGAUAUCAGCCAGGAGGAGUACGGGGCGUUCUACAAGUCUCUCAGCAACGACUGGGAGGACCAUCUCGCCGUCAAGCACUUCUCUGUUGAGGGUCAGCUUGAGUUCCGCGCCAUUCUCUUCGUGCCUAAGCGCGCUCCCUUCGACCUUUUCGAGACCAAGAAGACCAAGAACAAUAUCAAGCUCUACGUUCGUCGUGUCUUUAUCACUGACGAUGCCACCGACCUCGUGCCCGAGUGGCUCAGCUUCGUCAAGGGUGUGGUCGACUCUGAGGAUCUGCCUUUGAACUUGUCCCGUGAGACUCUCCAGCAGAACAAGAUCAUGAAGGUCAUCCGCAAGAACAUCGUCAAGAAGACCCUUGAGCUCUUCAACGAGAUUGCUGAGGACAAGGAGAACUUCGACAAGUUUUACUCCGCCUUCAGCAAGAACAUCAAGCUUGGUAUCCACGAGGACAGCCAGAACCGUCAAUCCCUCGCCAAGCUCCUCCGCUACAACUCGACCAAGACUGGUGGUGAGGAGACUGCCUCGCUCGCCGACUACAUCACCCGCAUGCCCGAGCACCAGAAGAAUAUGUACUACAUCACCGGCGAGUCGAUCAAGGCUGUCGAGAAGUCGCCCUUCCUCGACGCCCUCAAGGCCAAGAACUUCGAGGUUCUAUUCCUUGUUGACCCUAUCGAUGAGUACGCUUUCACUCAGCUCAAGGAAUUCGACGGCAAGAAACUGGUCGAUAUCACCAAGGACUUCGAGCUUGAGGAGACUGAGGAUGAGAAGAAGACGCGUGAGGAAGAGGAGAAGGAGUACGAGUCCCUUGCCAAGUCGCUGAAGAACGUCCUUGGCGACAAGGUCGAGAAGGUCGUUGUGAGCCACAAGCUCGUUGGCGCUCCUUGCGCUAUCCGUACUGGCCAGUUCGGCUGGUCCGCCAACAUGGAGCGUAUAAUGAAGGCACAGGCUCUCCGUGAUACUUCCAUGUCGAGCUACAUGAGCAGCAAGAAGACCUUUGAGAUCUCGCCGCAGAGUUCGAUUAUCAAGGAAUUGAAGAAGAAGGUUGAGAGUGAUGGUGAGAGCGACCGUACCGUCAAGAGCAUCACCACUCUGCUCUACGAGACCUCGCUGCUCGUCUCUGGAUUCACGAUUGAGGAGCCCGCUGCGUAUGCUGAGCGCAUCCACAAGCUUGUUAGCUUGGGCCUGAACGUGGAUGAGGAGGUUGAGACUAGCGAGGAGGCCGAGGCUGCUGAUGCUGCGCCAGAGGGUGACAAGGCGACGGGUGAGAGCGCUAUGGAGGAGGUUGACUAG
Messenger RNA from Recurvomyces mirabilis, 2118 nucleotides. It is a transcript of the gene HSP82, whose product is annotated as Hsp90 chaperone hsp82. The transcript has a single exon. The record is from RefSeq and is a predicted model, not a curated record. Gene Ontology annotation, molecular function: ATP hydrolysis activity; ATP-dependent protein folding chaperone; ATP binding. Bases 1 to 2118 code for a protein of 705 amino acids. Gene Ontology annotation, biological process: protein folding; protein stabilization; cellular response to heat. Gene Ontology annotation, cellular component: cytosol; plasma membrane; perinuclear region of cytoplasm. Lineage: Eukaryota; Fungi; Ascomycota; Dothideomycetes; Mycosphaerellales; Teratosphaeriaceae.